AUGUCUACUUCUCAAGAUACAAAUAAUGAGCCUUCCUUUCAUAAGUGGCGAAGAAUGAUCCCGAAGACUUAUAAUGGUGACCUUGACGUGCUCCAAAAGACGAUAACCGAACUUGCGACGGAUCCAGGAGUCUUAGAAGUGCGCGAAAUGAUCGACGAGCAGAUUCAAUUUUGCAAUACCGAUGUUAAACGUAUAACUCUUUGGCGUACUUGCGUUUUACCCUUCUUUCAAACACUCACCGAGCAGCGAGUAAGCCACUCUGCUAUCUUAGAAGCGCACACAGGGACUAUUUACAAUGUUGUUUUCGGCCACGAUGCGUCUCGUCUGGGAAUUCUCUUCAACUUCUUGAUUGAACUCGCCGUGAAAUGGACAUCGCCGCUUAUCAAAGAUGACGACGGACCAAAAGCUCAAUUCCUAGAACUUUGCUCCGCAAUAUUAGCUAAGGCGAUCAGUUACAAUUCUCAAGCACUCGUGAACGAGAAAGUCCCGCCAAUUGUUAGUCGAAUAUUGAAACUUAUCGAUGACGUUGAUAAGAGUGGCCGUAGCUUUUGGACUUUACAAGCGAGGAAACAUCUCGAGUAUAUUCAGCGUCGUCUUGGCGUCAUCAAAGAAGCCGCGCGGGAUGACGCCCCAAAGCCCCAGCCCCUUGGACAUGCCAAGUUUGUAUUACGUCGGGAUCUUCCUGGAACUUUGUCCCUGGAAGGUCCACGUCACGACAAUGAUCAUGAGGAUAUAACGAAGAUUCGAAUUCUACCAACAAUGUCAGAGAUCAUGUCCACCCGUUCGGAUUACCGGCCACUCCAAGAUCCCUCACAGCUACACUUGCCAGGGAUCCAGGGGUUAAUCGACCGCCACUUUCGACUUCUUCGAGAAGAUAUGGUUGGUCAGCUAAAAGACUGUAUUAGCGAAGAGAUACGUUUUCUUGAACAUCCCGAGAGCAAAGCUAUCAUCAACCCACAGAGUCGUAUUCGGACAAACUCAUAUAACAUUGUAGAUAUUGUUGACAUUAAAUGCACACGCCGAUGCGGAUUGGAGUUUCAUUUGAAAAUUGAGCAGCCCUUUUCUGCGGGAAGAUUGGCAAGUGAAGCACGAGCAGAUUGGUGGAACCUGUCGAAACGAUUAGAGGCAGGGGCUUUAGUCUGCCUCCUAGAGAAGGAUACCGCCGUCUUUUGCGUUGUAGCCGAAUCUACUUUGAGACCAGAUCCAACUCGCACGUAUACACAAAAGACGGAUAAAAAUAGCACCGAGAAACGUAACCUUCACAGCAAUAAGGAUUUUGCAUACGUGAAUCUGAACUUAGCCGAACCGAACGAAGUAGAUCUAAAGACUAUGCUGUCGGUUUCACAGUCUAAUGAACCUGUCAGGAGAUCCUUGGUGGAGUUUCCCGGCAUUCUUCUGCCCUCAUUCAAACCUACUCUAUUAGCCCUCCAACAGAUAUUCAUGACUCUGGAUCUCCCAUUUGCCGAGCUGCUUGCAUCUAGUGCUGAUGGGCCAACCGAAGUUAACAUCCCACCUCCCCUAUAUGCAACAAAGUCUGGAUUUGUUUUUGAUUUGAGUUGUCUUACGUUGGAUGGAAAAUAUUUACAAUUCUCCCCUCAGGAAGCCAUCAAUCCUGAGGAGCUUUGUAACAGAUCAAGCUUGGAUGAAGGCCAGGCUACAGCCCUCCUUAACUCCUUAAAAAGAAGCCUGGAACUAAUCCAGGGACCUCCAGGCACAGGAAAAAGUUAUACAGGGGAGGCUAUUAUCAAAGUCCUUCUAGCAAACAAGGAAAAGGCUAGCAUAGGCCCAAUACUUUGUGUCUGCUACACCAAUCAUGCUUUAGAUCAACUCCUUGAACAUCUCUUUAAUGGCGGAGUAGAGCAGAUUAUUCGCAUUGGUUCAAGAUCGAAAUCGGCUGUCCUUACAAAUCUAAACCUGCGUAAUGUGGGGAAGGAAAUGGAACGCACGAAAUCGGAGAGAAAUGCUUCAUGGAAGUCGACUGCAAGUUUAAAAGGGGCAGAGGACGAGAUGAAAGCAUACCUAACAGAACUAAAAGCCUCGACAACCCAUAAAAGGAUCAAGGAGCAUAUCAAGGCCAGUGAAUCGCCGUUCUACGAUGCGAUAUUUGGCAUAGAAGAGGAAGACUGGACUAAAGUUACCCGUAAGGACGACCUAGCUUACUUCCUUGACUGGGUCAAUGCAGGUUUCGUGUCAGAGAAACCAGUCGGAGAUGUUGGAGCGCUGAAGAGGCAGGAUCCAAUGGUUUUGAGCCAGCAGGAAAGGCUUGCAGUUUUCACAUCCUGGGGUUCUGUAGUAGCUACCGACUUAGGAGAUGAAUUUGUCUCUCUUCACCAUGACUAUCAGGAAGCAAAGAGGAGACACGACACUGUGCAACGUGAGGUGGAUCUUCGCGUUCUUCAAGAAGCUGAUAUCAUUGGCGUUACAACAACCGGUUUGGCCCGGAACUUAGAUAUGUUUCGAAAGCUUGAUAGCAAAGUCUUAAUUUGCGAAGAGGCCGGCGAAGUCCUAGAGAGUCAUAUUAUCACAGCGUUAUUUCCGUCGGUACAGCACGCUAUUCUCAUCGGAGACCAUCUUCAACUGCGCCCUCAAGUUUCAGAUUAUGAACUUUCUGCUGCAAACCCGCGUGGAGAGCAAUAUUCGCUAGACGUGUCACUUUUUGAGAGACUUGUUCAGCCAACACGGCCCACAGACUUGAAAUUGCCGUUCGAUAUGCUCGAAAUACAAAGGAGAAUGCAUCCAUCUAUAUCUAGACUAAUUCGAGACACCAUAUACGAGACUCUUAAAGACGAUGCAAAAGUCAACAACUAUCCCGAAGUCGUCGGCAUGAGAAAACGACUAUUUUGGCUCGACCAUGAUAGACCGGAAGCGCGAUCAGAUCCGAAUUUCCCUACUAAUACGUCUCGGACGAACGAUUUUGAAAUUGAAGGGACGUACGGACGCCAAUUGCACAAGCUAAGAAAGAAGCUUCAAAACUCAUUCGAGCUUGUUGUCGAGGCUCGAGACCUCGAGAACCUUCAAAAAGAAGGUUUAGAUACCCCAUUAGAGGCACAUAAGCAGGCAUUGGGGAAAUGCAUACGGCUUGCGACCGUUGAUAAUUUUCAAGGUGAAGAAGCGAAAGUAAUUGUCAUUUCUCUGGUUCGAAGUAACCCGGAACGACAAUGCGGAUUCUUGAAGACUACAAACAGGAUCGACGUACUCCUUUCGCGAGCGCAGCAUGGGAUGUACAUCAUCGGAAAUUCGACAACUUAUGGUGAGGUUGAGAUGUGGUCAAAAGUCAUUUCCAUGUUAAACGAAAGCGGGUGCAUCGGCACUAAACUACCACUUCAAUGCCCAAGACACAAACACACAACCAUCGAACCCUUGCAUAGGGCAGUCAAAUGUCCAGAACCAUGCCUACGACUAAAGUCUUGUGGCCAUAAAAGGUGCUCUACAAUCCUCGAGGGGCAUAGUGUUUCUCUUCCUUGUGGUCACACACUGACCUCACCUCGAUGUUGGCAAGUUAAGCAUCCGGGCGAGGUCAAAUGUCUCACACGUGUGGGGAAAGAUGUUCCGGGUUGCGCUCAUCAUGUUGAUGUUCCCUGCUAUGAAGACAUUACCGAGAAGAGUUUCGUCUGUUCGGCACGAUGUGGUCAACCUCUUCCCUGCGGACAUGUCUGCAAAGAUUCAUGCAAAGCUUGCAGGGCUCGUGGUGGGACUCAUUCACGAUGCACAUCUAUCUGUGGUCGAAGCUACAGCACUUGUAAACACUCUUGUGCUGAUCAAUGUCAUCCGGGUGAGAAUUGCGCUCCUUGCGCAUGUUCUAAACUAUGCUCCGAGCCUUGUACCCCUUGCAUGUUACCGUGUUCAUCUAGCUGUGUGCACAGUCAAUGCUCUAUGCCAUGCUCUGCUCCAUGCAAUUGGACGACUUGUUCUAACCGUUGCGGCCAGCGCUUACUUUGCGGUCAUCAGUGCCCGUCUCUUUGUGGCGAGGCCUGCCCUGAUAUGAAGUUCUGUCAAAUUUGUGCAUCUGGAGAAAUAAAAGCCACCAUAGUUGAUACGUUGCCUGCACCUGAGUUACGCGAAUAUCAUAAGAUCAACUUGGACGCGGAACCCUGCCUUUUUCUUGAUUGUGGUCACAUAUUUACAGUAUCAAGUAUGGACAGGUCGUUGGGAAUAGUAGACAUUUGUCGGAAUGCCGAUGAUACCCCUAUUACCAUGCAGGCUUCGACGGGUCCUUUUUCGGAUGCUACGAUUCGGUCUUGUCCACGUUGCAGAGGAAGCUUGCGAAACAUAUCACGAUACGGGACAAUUGUCCGUCGGACGUUACUAGAAGAGUCAACUAAGAAAUAUAUUACCUGGUCUCAUACCCAGUCGGUGGAACUGGAACGACAACUUAUUGACGAGGAGGAAAAACUUGUAACUUUCAAGAAGUCUGGCCGCCUUCAAGAGUCGAUUAGCAGAGUAAGCAACGAACUUUACGUCAACGGAAGCCCUAUCGACCAAUUACUUGCUAUCCACGAUUGGGUUGGACAUGAUCGGUAUAAGCCAAUCAUUCACCUCUACUUUACCAUAUUCGAAUACGUUGGUCGUGUUACGGCUAUGGAGAAGUCAUACCGCCAAGUAUAUGAUCUUAUAGAACACACUAAUCAUAGUGAUCGUUCCACCGACAAGUCUGAGUUGAUUUACUCAGAUAGACACACCCGUGGCAAGAUUGCUGCUCAGACUUCUCUAUUCCGAUGUUAUUUAGUAGUCAUAAGCGACUUUCUGCAUUUGAGAAGUCUGACUCGAUGUCAUACAGUGGUGAAGUUUAACCUUAAAAAGGCACUUGAGGAAUGCAAGAAGCUAGCCGAGUUAGCACAGGAGGCGAAAUAUAUUCGACAAGAGGCUGAAUGCCAUAUUUUCCAUUCAAAAUUGCACCUUUCCAAGGCAGAGGCCCUUAUUCUCGAGUUGCCAGCAGCUGCACAUCUACGAAGGGAGAUUGACGCCGUAAGAAGAAUGUUGGUUGACAACGUUUUCUUCCGUGGCGUCUCCAUAGAAGAAAGACGUAGCAACUGGAAAGCGAUGUUCGAAGAAACUAUUGAAUGA
Messenger RNA from Daldinia decipiens, 5064 nucleotides. Its product is annotated as P-loop containing nucleoside triphosphate hydrolase protein. Gene Ontology annotation, cellular component: nuclear RNA-directed RNA polymerase complex. The record is from RefSeq and is a predicted model, not a curated record. Gene Ontology annotation, biological process: regulatory ncRNA-mediated heterochromatin formation. The transcript is spliced from 11 exons. The coding region runs from base 1 to 5064 and encodes 1687 amino acids. NCBI's taxonomy places the organism in Eukaryota, Fungi, Ascomycota, Sordariomycetes, Xylariales, Hypoxylaceae. Gene Ontology annotation, molecular function: helicase activity.